GAAUGGCUGAGGAGACGCAAAAAGUUGUUGCCCUCGAAGAGGAAUCGGCCGUCAAGAAGGCGAAAGAAUGUGCCAUCAUUCGCGACGAUGCUCAGCGUGAUUUGGAUGAAGCAUUGCCGGCUUUGUACGAAUCAGUUGAAGCCUUGAAGGCUCUAAAUAAAAAUGAUAUCACCGAAGUUCGCGCCAUGAUGCGUCCACCGGAAGGCGUUCGUCUUGUCAUGGAGGCAGUCUGUAUUCUGAAAGAGAUAAAGCCAAAGAAAGUGCCCGGCGACAAACCGGGCACAAAAGUGGACGACUACUGGGAACCAGGAAAGACACUUCUUCAGGAUCCGGGCAAGUUUUUGGACAGUCUACUCAAUUUCGACAAAGAAAACAUUCCUGAUGCUGUAGUGCAAAAGAUGAGACCCUACAUAGAAUCGGCCAGUUUCUCGCCCUCUGCAAUUGCCAAAGUGAGCAAAGCCUGCACCAGCAUCUGUCUCUGGGUGCGCGCCAUGUACAAGUAUCACAUGGUAGCACAGAAUGUGGCGCCAAAACGAGAAGCCUUGCGAGCCUCUGAAAUUGAGCUCGAGGAGACAGAACAAAUGUUGUCCGAGUCUCGGGCUCGCCUGAAGGCGUGCGAACAGCGGAUUGUCAAUUUGCAGGCCAAAUAUGAUGAAUGCAUCCGUCGGCAAAAGGAGUUGGAGGACAAAAGUCAAUUAUGCGAGGCUAGACUGUUGCGGGCCGACAAACUGAUCGGUGGACUCAUCAACGAGAAGGCUCGUUGGCAAGAGACAGUCAGCUCGUUCAACCAACUCUUGGACAAUCUGGUCGGCAAUGUUCUCUGUUCGGCCGGCUCCGUUGCCUAUUUGGGACCCUUCUCCUGGGAGUACAGACAAGCAAUGUCUUCCGAAUGGAUACAGAAAUUGAACUCUCACUCAGUGCCUCAUACCAUGCAGCCGAUGCCCACUCUCGUGGACACUUUUGGCAAUCCAGUAAAGAUUCGUAACUGGCACAUAGCCGGCUUGCCAAAAGACAUGUUGUCCAUUGAAAAUGCUGUUAUUGUACAGUUUUCUCGACGUUGGCCUCUCUUCAUCGAUCCUCAGGGUCAGGCAAACAAAUGGGUCAAGGCGAUGGAGGCUGAGCGAGGUCUGAUUGUGAUAAAAAUAUCAGAGAAGGAUUUCUUGCGUAGCCUUGAGAAUGCUAUUCGAUUUGGAAAGCCUUGUCUUCUCGAGAACAUCGGUGAAGAGCUUGAUCCAGCCCUCGAGCCGAUUCUACUUAAGCAGACCUUUAAGCAACAAGGUGCUCUAGUCAUUCGGUUGGGUGAUGCCAUCAUUCCCUAUCACGACGAUUUCGCAUUCUAUAUAACCACUAAACUGCCCAAUCCACAUUAUAGACCGGAAGUUUCGACCAAAGUGACUCUUGUUAACUUCACUCUUUCUGCCAGCGGUCUGCAAGAUCAACUACUCGGGCUUUCAGUUGCUGAGGAGAGACCGGAUCUGGAGGAAGCAAAGAAUCAGUUGAUUGUUAACAAUGCGAAGAUGAAACAAGAGCUCAAAGAGAUUGAAGAUCGCAUCUUACAGCGUCUCAGUGCUGCAGAAGGUUCACCAGUUGAUGAUGUCGAUUUGAUCCAGACAUUGGAGGCGUCCAAACAGAAGUCAAACGAGAUUCAAGCUAAAGUUAUUGUGGCCGAUCAGACGGAGAAGGACAUCGACGAGACUCGCAGCAAGUACAUUCCAGUGGCAGUUCGAACACAGAUCCUCUUCUUCUGUGUAGCUGAUCUGGCAAGCAUUGAUCCCAUGUAUCAAUACUCACUAGAGUGGUUUAUCAACAUAUUUUUGAACGGAAUCGUCACAUCAGAGAAAGCC
Molecule: messenger RNA, 1844 nt
Organism: Protopolystoma xenopodis
Lineage: Eukaryota; Metazoa; Platyhelminthes; Monogenea; Polystomatidea; Polystomatidae
Source: the annotation of a GenBank genome assembly